This is a messenger RNA of Clunio marinus, 366 nucleotides long. NCBI's taxonomy places the organism in Eukaryota, Metazoa, Arthropoda, Insecta, Diptera, Chironomidae. The record is from the annotation of a GenBank genome assembly.
AUGAAUGAAAGGAAAGGAAAAAAAAGCAGCCAGAACACAUUACCAUCAAUUUUCGAUACAACAGCUUUAUUUCAUCAAGUUCCGAAAAACAUCUUUAGACCAACGGGGCGCGUGGAAUUAAAAUGUCAAUUUUAUAUGGAAAAAAAAUUCUUGAAAGCUGGCCAGCAUGCUGGCCCACUGCUGGCCUCAACCAGCGUUGGCCAGCUGCUGGAAAAUUUACGAACCCUAACUAAUCUGAUUAGUUUCUCUGGUCUUCCCUUAGGUAAACUAAAAGUAAAGUUUGUUUAUCUAUCAAAUCACAAGGGAAUGAAAAAGCUUUUAAAUCUUACGAAAGCCACAAAAAAUAAAUGUAAAACAUUGAAUUAA